CUUUUACUUUGAAGGAUAUCAUUUUAACUUCCGGAGGCUACCGCUAGCCCCGCCUACUUUUUGCACGCAGCCGUCCUUUUGAGUACUUUCUUGUCUUACCAGUAACAGAUCUUAGCUCUGACAAGUUCUUCACGGCACCAGACCAGGACAGUCAUUUGCCACCAACAUCAUGUCUGCUGGAAACGCUAAGAUUGGCAAGGCUGCCCCAGACUUCAGCGCCACAGCUGUAGUGGAUGGGCAGUUCAAGACCAUCAAGCUGUCCGACUACAGAGGGAAGUAUGUGGUCUUCUUCUUCUACCCACUGGACUUCACAUUUGUGUGCCCCACUGAGAUCGUGGCUUUCAGUGACAGGGCAGAUGAGUUCCGCAGUGUGUCCUGCGAGGUCAUUGGCUGCUCUGUAGACUCUCACUUCAGUCACUUGGCAUGGAUCAACACACCUAGGAAGGAGGGAGGUCUGGGUGCCAUGAAGAUCCCCCUUGUGUCAGACCUCAGCAGGACCAUCUCCACUGACUACGGUGUGCUGAAGGAGGAUGACGGCAUCGCUUACAGGGGUCUGUUUGUGAUUGAUGACAAGGGCAUCCUGAGGCAGAUCACCAUCAACGACCUGCCUGUGGGUCGCUCCGUGGAUGAAACUCUGCGUCUGGUCCAGGCUUUCCAGCAUACUGACAAAUAUGGAGAAGUGUGCCCUGCUGGCUGGAAACCUGGAAGUGACACCAUCAUCCCUGAUGUUGAUAAGAGCAAGGACUUUUUCUCCAAGCAGUAAACGUGAAGAACUUCUGGCUGACUACAUCUAGCACUUCCCUGCAGUUAAGAGGUGUCCCUUUGAAGCAGUAUCUCAUGUCGUCCGACAAAAUUUAAAAAGCUGUUACUCAGAUUCUUUGUUACAAAACUUAUCUUCGUAUGUCCAGUGUACAAUUGUUGGGGAGACCUCAUAGUCUGAAGCACUGAAAGUAUAGUUUUGUUCCUUUUUCAAAAAAGUAUUAAUGUUUUUUCCCUCCUUGUCUUGAAUUACUUGUUACCAUCUUAAUUAAACAGUGGGAAAAAUAA
This is a messenger RNA of Scatophagus argus, 1047 nucleotides long. It is a transcript of the gene prdx2, whose product is annotated as peroxiredoxin 2. The record is from RefSeq and is a predicted model, not a curated record. Gene Ontology annotation, biological process: removal of superoxide radicals; response to oxidative stress; cellular response to stress. Gene Ontology annotation, molecular function: thioredoxin peroxidase activity. Lineage: Eukaryota; Metazoa; Chordata; Actinopteri; Scatophagidae. The coding region runs from base 170 to 763 and encodes 197 amino acids. Gene Ontology annotation, cellular component: cytosol. The transcript is spliced from 6 exons.